Messenger RNA from Plasmodium yoelii, 6402 nucleotides. RefSeq names its product erythrocyte membrane protein. Gene Ontology annotation, molecular function: protein binding. The record is from RefSeq and is a predicted model, not a curated record. The transcript has a single exon. NCBI's taxonomy places the organism in Eukaryota, Apicomplexa, Aconoidasida, Haemosporida, Plasmodiidae. Bases 1 to 6402 code for a protein of 2133 amino acids.
AUGAAAGAACAAGUUAUUAGGACAGUAGAUGAAGACGGCGAAGCAGAUCAACCCCUAUCUAUUUUAAGUAGCAAUACUAUAAAUGAUGAUGUAAAUAAUAAUAUUUCGAAUAGAGAAUGUAUACAGAAGGGUGAUGAUGAUAAUAAUAAUAAUGAAAUAGUUAGUCGAAAUAAAAAUAAUACGAAUCUUAUAAGCAUUGUCAAUUGCCAAAAAGAGUACAACACUUCCUUGAUAACAGAAAAUGGCGAAAAAAAUGGCGAAAAAUAUGAGACUAAACACGAAAUGGCAUGUAAUAAUAAUGAGCAGGAAUGUAUGAUAAUAGAUACAGAUGAUGAAAUAAAAAAUUCUGGGUUUAUAUGUCCUCAAGAAAAUAAAAUAAAUGAUUUACCAUCAACAAUUAUGUUAGAAGGAAACCUAGAAAUAGAAACAAGUUUGCAACAAAAUACCCAAAAUGACUUAAUCACAGAUACUAUUAGAAAUGAAAAUAAAACAAGUCUUAUUGAAAAUUAUCAGAAUAGAGAAAACUGUUACAUUAGCUUAUGUUCUAACACUGUCGAAAAAAGUGGAGAAAAAAACGGCGAAAAAGGUGGAGAAAAAAAUGACGAAAAAGAUGGUGAAAAAAAUGACGAAAAAGAUGGUGAAGAUGAUAAUGAAAAUGUUAAUAUAAAGGAAAAAAAAAAAAUGGGUUUAAAAAUAAUGAAGAAAAAUUUUCAAUCGAACAAUAAUGAUGAAAAUAAAAAAGAAGAAAAUUCAAUACAUACAAACAAUAAUAAUAGUAACAAUAAUAGUAAUAAUAAUAGUAAUAAUAGUAAUAAUGGCAAUGUCAAAGUUGCUCGUAAAAGGGGGCGAAGAGAAAAGAAUUGCCUAAGAAAUGAAAAUGGGUUUCUAAGAAUUUAUGAUAAUAAUAGUAGUGUUAUUUAUAGUAAUAAUUAUAUUCCUUCUAACCCCACUGAUUCAAAUAUUGUUAAAGACAAUACAAAUAUAAAAAAUGACAACAUUAUAGAUGCACAUGGACUUAAAAAUAAUACUCCAAUAACAAUAAAUGAUAGCAACAGUAUAAAUCAUAGUAACCAAUUAUCUAUUUUGAACGAAAAAGAAAAGGAAACUCAUAAAGAUUGUGAUAAUAAUAAUAAUAAUGUGGGCGAAAUAAAAGAAUAUUCUCCGAUUAAGUUUGAAAAUGAUAAUAAACAACCAGGCAGAAGGAGGAGACGAAAAAGAAAAUUAAAAAAAGGUAAUGCAAAUGAAAACAAAAAAGGAAUAAGAAGAAAAAGAUCUCAAUCUGUAUUGGCAAAUAAUGGAAAUAUAAAAUAUAGAAUUGGAAAACGCAAUAUGCCAAUCAUAUAUGAAAAAAAUAACAAUAAUGAUAAUAAUAAUGACAAUAAUAAUGGUAAUAAUAAUGGUAAUAAAAAUAAUAAUAGCAUAUAUUAUUAUGGAUAUGAAGAUGAAUAUAACACUUUAGAUAAUAUGAUUAAUAAAAUGUCUAAUAUAAAAAUAUCUAAACAUUUUUUUUUAAAAAUGGAUGAUGAUAAUACAAGCGAAAGUAGUACAUUAUCAAAUUCUAUUAAAAAUGAAAAUUUAAAAAAAAUAAUAAUAAUAUUUGACCAAAAAUAUAAUAUGGGGUUUAUUUGUAAUGCUGCUAAAAGAUAUUUAACUAUUGAAGAAGAAGGAGGAUUAUUAAAUUUAGUAAAAAAAAUAAAUGGUGAAAGAUUUAAUUUUAAAAAUAUAAUAUCUAGUAAAGAUUCUUCAAUUGAACAAUUUAUGUUAUAUAAUUUAUUUUCUUAUGAUAUAACCACUUUAAAAAGUUCUUUAAAAUUAAUAUAUACUUUUUGUUUAUUUAAAAAUUUAAGAUUAUAUUUUCAAAUGCAAAAUAAAAAUAUAUGUAUAGAAGGAAAUGGAAUGUCAAGUUGGAGAAUUAAAGAUAAUUUAUUAGAUACACAUUCAAUAAUAUUAUCUAUGUUUAAUAAUUAUUAUAGAAAUAUGAAUAAAGAUAAAUUAACAGCUAUUGAUUUUAUUAAUUCUUAUUAUUUUAAUAUACAUAAUAUAAAAUUUGCUAAAAAAAAUGUACAACCAAAUAAAACUUAUGAUAAUAUAAUUGAAAUGGAUCAAAAUAAUGGAAUAGAUGAAGAUAAUAAUAAUAAUAGUAAUAGAAAUCGAAGAGAAGGAAAAAUAAAAGGAAGGGGAAGACGAAAAACAAAAGAAAUUGUUAUAAAAAAAGAAAAAGGAAAAAGAAGAGGUCGGAAAAGUCUUAAAAAUAAAUCUUAUCUAUAUGGUAAUUAUAAAUAUGAAAAUAAUGAACUUAAUGAUAUUGAUUCGAAAAAAAUAAUAAAAAGAAGAAGAGGUAAAUGGGGAUAUAAAUUAAUUGCUAAAGAAAAUGAAAAUAAAAUUAUAAAAGAAGAAAAAUCUACUGAUGAAAUAAUCAAAGAUAAACAAGAUAAUUUUAUUGAAAAAAAAAAAAAAAAAAAUUUAAAUAAAAAAGAAAAUGAGUUAGACGAAGAAAAUAUAUCUUAUCAAGAAAAUAUUAAUAACUUGGAUAAUAAAUUAUCAAAAAAUAAUAUAGAUCAAAUAAAUGACGAAAAUAAUGAUAUAGAAAAUAAUGUAAAUAUGAUAGAUGUAAAAAUAAACAGAACUAGGAAUAGUAACAAUAAAUAUAAUUUUAAAAAUAUUAUAAAAAGAGAAAAUUCAAAUUAUUAUGAUAUUACAAGUAUGAAAAAUAAUGAAAAUGAGCAAAUAGACGUUUCUAAAACUGGAGAAAAUAAUGAUGAUUUUGAUGUGGCAAUUCCCAAAAAUGAAGAUAAAAAUGGAGAUAAAAAUGGAGAUAAAAAUGGAGAUAAAAAGGAUGGUGAAAGAGAUGAUGAAAGAGAUGGUGAAAGAGAUGGUGAAAGGGAUGGUGAAAAUAAUUUUGAUUGUGAUACUAAAAAAAGAAGGGUAGUGAUAUGUUCUGAUAAGGGUAGCAAUCAUAGUGAUAAAGAAAAUAAUCCAGAAAUUAUAGAUGAUUAUAAUAAACUAAAUAUUGAUUCGACAGAUGCAGAUAAAGAAAUGGUUCAAGCUGGUAAUGGGCAAGCUAGUAAUGGGCAAGAUAAAAACGAAGAAAUAAAUUUGUUAUUUGUAAAAAAUAAACUAAAUUAUAAUGAUGUCAUUAAUAUAGGUUCUAGCAAUGAAACCUGCCUAGAAGCUGAUAACAAUAACAACACUAAUAAUGAACCCUCUUUAUCAUAUUAUACUACAGAUAACAAAGUCAAAUGCAAAAUAGAGGAACCAAAUGGUAUAGAAAAUGCAUCUAAUAAUGAAUGUGAAAAUGAUGUAAAUAUAAAGGAUAGUGAAAAAUGUGAUGAAGAAAAUAAUGGAAUUAUUAAAGAUGAUAAUGUAAUAGGUGUAGAAAAAAACGGAAUAAAAAAUGAAGGAAAUAUGGAAUAUAAAAAAAAAAUAAUUUUAAGAAGACGAAGUACAAAAGAAGAAAAAGAAAAUAAUUAUAUAAAUGAAAUGAAUCUAACAAAAACAGGAUGUUCUAUAAAUAAUGGAAAUAAUAACGGAUCUUUAAUUAAAGAUGAAGGAGUAUUUUGUAAUCCCAUGGCAUUAAUAAAAAGACGACGAAGAAGAAGGCGAAUAUCCAAAAAAACCAAAAUACAAAAAAGUAUAGAAAAAGGAAAUGAAAAAAUUGGAAGAAAAAGAAGAAGAAGAAGAAGAAAAAAUAUAAAUCCAGAUGAGAGUUGUACCGAAGAUGUAAUAAAAUUAGAAAAUGUAAGUAUAAUGCUUUUGGAAAGGAUUAAAAAUAAUUAUAAAAUGUUGAUAGAAAAUAAUGAACUUAAUAAAAAAAAACAAGAAAUGAAACAAUACAAUAAUAAUGUUAAUACAAAGCCUUAUAACUAUAUUGGUAAUCAUAAUGGUUCUGGAUAUUUAAAUGACAAAAGUAGAGAAAUUGAUGCAUCUAAUGUUGAGGGUUCACAUCAAUUCAACGCCAAUACCAAUUGUUUGCAGCCUGGUUCCGUUUCGAAUAAUAAUAAUAAUAAUAAUAAUAAUAAUAAUAAUAACAAUUGUAAUGCUACUGGGAUCAUAGAUGCAGAUAAUAGUGUUAGAACCCAAAAUAACGAAAACAUGGUGGCUAGUAACGCUAAUGAAGGAAUACAAUAUUCUAAUAACAAUUCUCGAAUUUUACAAGACAACACUUCAAAUAAUUUUGAAGGCACCUUAAAUAAUAAUGCAAAUGUUAAUAAUCUAAUUCAGAACAAUGAAACGAAUGUAAAUACAGUUAUAUAUGAAAAUGAUAAUAAUAAUAAUAUUAUGGAAAAUAAAGGGAAUUAUAAUAAUUCAAUUACAAAUGUAAAUAAAAUAAACAAAAUAAAUCAUACUAACUUUCAAAAUAAUAUAAUUAAAACUGAAUUGAGUGAAAAAGAAAAAAAAUAUAUGUUAACUAUAGAUUCAAUAUAUAAUAGCAAUUUUAAUAUAUUAGAUAUAAAAGUGAAUACUCAUUUUUCACAUAAUUAUCAUAUAGCUUUAUUUUUUUUAUGUAAAUAUACAUCAUAUAAUUUAUUUUUACAUCCAAUAAAUAAAAAUGAACAUAUUGUAUCAUCUAUCAUACUAAAUUCUAAAAAUGAUAUUCUUACAGAUAAUGGAAAUUGUUUUGUUUUAAAAUAUUUAUUAUCUUUUUUAAGUAACAAAAUAUCAAGUCUUAGAAAAUGUUAUGCUAAUGCAUUAUAUAAUUCAUAUUUAUUACAGAUGCCAAUAAGAAUAUUUCGUCAUAAUAAUUUAAAAACAAAAUAUGGUCCAAAUUAUGGUAUAAGAUAUGAUGGAAUAUAUAAAAUAGCAAAUGCAUUCACUGUAAAUGAUUAUUCAACAUCCGAAUAUAAAAGAGAUAUAUUAUAUGUUUUUAAAAGAUUAUAUAUGGAUAAAUGUUUUAUUCCUAGCAAUUGUAGAUUUUAUAAUAAUAUAUAUGAAAGAAAAAAAAAUUUAGAUGAAAAAAAUUCUGUUUCUAUUAACGUUUUUUUUAAAAAUGAAAUUAUUAUGACUUUAAGGGUACCAUAUAUUAAAAAUUAUAAAUCUACAGCAUUUACUAAUUUUAAUCAUAUAUAUAAAUUUAUUAGAAAAAAAUGUAUUACUGAAAAUAUUGCAACAGAAUGGUUAAAUUCAGAUGUUCGUAUUUAUGAUGAAUGUAUGAAAGAAUAUAAACAAAUGAAGGUUAAAAAUUCUGAAUUAGAUUCUAAAAUAAAUGAAAAUGUUUUAGAUAAUAAUAUAAAAGAAAAUGAAACAAAUAAUGAUCCAAUAAAAAUAUAUCAACCUAAUGAAGAAGAAAAUAAAAGAAGACAAAAUGCAAAUAAAAAUGAUCUUAAAGGAAAAUAUCCAUUUUGGUGUUUAGGAAAAUAUCUACCAAUGGUUUUAAUGUUAGAAACAUUAUGUUUUGAAAAAGAAAUAAAUGAAAAUAAAAUGAUAAGAACUAAAAAUUUGAAAAAUUUAAAUAUUUCGAUAAAAAAAUGUGAAAUAUCUAUAAAUUGUGAAUUAGCAAAAAGACCUGCUCAUUUAUUUAUACCAAUCAAAAGUAAAGAAGCAAUAUCAGCAUACAUAGAAUUAAAAAAACCUUUUGAUGAUGAUUGGAAUCCAUAUGAAGAUUUAUCGGCUGGUAAAGAAAAAUUUAAAAUUCCUGUUGAGAAUGAUGUAGAUAAUGAUUUACCACCUAUGAAUUUUACUUAUGUUAAUAAAACCAUAUUUUUUUCUCGAUUACCUCCAUAUAAUUUAUUACCUUUAUGUUCUGGAUGUACACCUCAAAAUUAUAAUAAAAAAGAUUUCGAUGAAAUAUAUAUUAAUGGAUAUUGUAAAGCAUUGAAACAUAAAAGAACAAACGAAAUAUAUUGUGAUGGAAAUAAAAAUUAUGAUAUUAAUGAUUUUAACGUUUUAGCUGCAUGUUCAGGAAAUUGUUUAUGUGACCCAUUAAAAUGUAUAAAUAAAUUUCCAGAAGGUUUACAUUAUCCUGUAAAGGUUGUAAAAACUGUUGAUGUAGGAUGGGAUAUUGUUUCAUGUUCCCAUAUAAAAGCUAAUUCACUUAUUAUGCAUUAUGUAGGAGAAAUUACAACUCGAAAAGAAAUGAUAUCUAGGGAACAUGAAUAUGAUAAAAAAGGAUAUUUUAAUUAUUUUAUUGAAACUGCGGAAGUAGAUGAAACUUAUGCUGAUGAUUGGAAAAUACCAUGUAUUGAUGCUUUAUUUAUUUCAAACGUUGCUCGGUUUUUAAAUCACUCAUGUGAACCUAAUGUUAAUGUUAUAACAAUAUGGAGAGGUGAUAGUUACCCAUCCGUUGGGGUAUUUUCUUCAAGAGAUAUAAGCCCAAAUGAACCCCUCAAAUAUCAUUACGGAAUUAACUACAAAAAUAUCAAGUGCAUGUGUCGCUCAAAAAAGUGCAAAGGAUAUAUUGGAUAG